AUGGACAAGGCUAUCCCUUGUGGCAGCAAGAUUUGCACCAAGAGAAUUAAGGAUCGAGAGCAGCAGCUGCAUAGAGAGAGAGUCAGGAAUAUGAAGUCCCAAGUGGACACUGGAAUGCCAACGGUUGCACAGCUGGAUCAUGUCAAGGUCAACUUGAAGAAAGAGCAGAUGAUGGAGGACAGAUACACAGAGAUCGACCGCGACAAUCGGAUUCUGCUCAAGAAAAUGACGGACAUCAUGAAGCAGCAGACUACGUUCACGCCUACCGGAGAAAGAAAAUCAGGACCCAGUAGCCUCAACAAAGAUGCAAGGAAGAAGGAGUUGAUCCGCAUUACACGGGAGAACCAAUGCAUCCUAAAGAGGAUUCAACAGGCUCAGCCGGUGUACAACCAUGUGGAAUGGGAAGACCAGCACCGGCGGAACGUGACGUAUCUCAAAAAUCGCUGCGAGUUCCCUGUCGUGCUCAGGACACCCCGGAGAGAGCGAUACGCCUCGAGCGAACUCGUCCACUUGGGUGAAGAAGAGGCCGGCGACAUGACGUCGCGGUCUGCGCCCUCCACCAGCCGAGGCCCUCCCAAGGAUGUUCUGCAGGACUUCGCGGAUGGAACCAACCAGAAGUACGUCUUGAAGGAAGGAAUGAAGCUCAGUGACAACUACUACUUGGUCGACAUGUCAACAGACGGCCGAAAUCUCUUCGUCUCGGCAUAUGACAACACAACCUCGAACACUCUGGAGCUCGUGAUCAAGGAGAGGCUCCACCGGCAGCUGUACAGAGAGACGAACGGAGACUAUCGCCAGAUAGCAGACCGUCUGAAGGUCUCCGGGGAUGGAAAACUCCUGCUUGACGGCGAAGAAGCUCCUGGCCAGGCUGCAUCUGAAGAGCUUGAUGCUGCGGCCAUGACCCGGCGCUCCAACAACAGGCAGCCGCACACCGCGCGCUGA
This is a messenger RNA of Symbiodinium sp. CCMP2592, 942 nucleotides long. Lineage: Eukaryota; Dinophyceae; Suessiales; Symbiodiniaceae. The record is from the annotation of a GenBank genome assembly.